AUGACCCGCGAAGAGCUCCUUGUCCUUCGAAAACCCCUCCUUGAAUACCUCGAUAAGGGAUUUAUCCGUGUUGAAUAUUUACUAGCACCGACGUCAACAUCGCUUGUCGAAAUCAUGCCGGCCAUAUUCGUUGCUACCUUGGCUCCUACAAUGGCUCGUACCAGGGCGAAAGUGAAGACAAAAAUGACGGACGAGGAGAAGGAAAAGUCGACAGCACGCAAAAGUGGACCUAGUUGGCUCAACAAAGGCUGCCAGCUGGGGUUGAAGGCGAAUGUACCCAUGUUUGCUGGCUACUGGGAGCCAACACACCACGAAUGGAGAGUCAGAGUAUGCCGCCCGCGUGGCUGGCGUCCUUUUAACGUAAACAAAGUGGUAGGAGGAAUGAAAUUGAAAACAGUCAUCGGGACUACUGACAAGCUGUGCAGAUCCAAGAUCCUGAGGCGACACCACAGCAGUUCACGCGCUCUCAGCAUGAUCACUCCCCAGGUCUACGAAAUCGAGCCCGCAAACCGAUUCAUAUCGGAAAACCGGCAAAGUCGAGUCCAAGCUCGCAGACGCCGGGUAUAUGUGUGA
This is a messenger RNA of Emericellopsis atlantica, 573 nucleotides long. RefSeq lists its product as uncharacterized. The record is from RefSeq and is a predicted model, not a curated record. The transcript has a single exon. Bases 1 to 573 code for a protein of 190 amino acids. NCBI's taxonomy places the organism in Eukaryota, Fungi, Ascomycota, Sordariomycetes, Hypocreales, Bionectriaceae.